AUGGAUCAUUAUGAGGCGGGAGAUGAUCCGGGGGUGACAUUUUGUAUUGGACAUCAUGAGCCAAAUCGAUCCCUGACAGUGACCGCUGACCAUGUCAUUCGGGCACAUGAAAGCAACUAUGACAUGCUCACUGUGCCUAUCACAACGACGCACUUUCACUCCAGGGUCCUGAGUCUUCUCUCCUCCUACCUAUCGGAUUUGGAGUCGCCGAAAUCGGACCGGCUAGGAACCAUGGCCACAUCGCAGAAUACUCGACCCUUGGUCAUCCCACCAUUGACUAAGCUUGACUCGAGGUUGACUCCGAAUGAGGCAAUCAGUCAAUUAGUUGGCGUCACAAGCAGCUGGAUUGACUUGUGCUCACCAGAUCCCCUUAUUGCAGAUCUGUCCCGUCAGGUUUUCAUGCUUGAAGUCGCAUAUGCCGCAUUCUGCGGUAUUGGCUAUUUGUUGAUACCAAGUCCCAAGUUGCACCACGGGAACUUGCAUUCCGAAGGGGUCGUUUAUUAUGCUCGUGCUGUACAGGAUGCCUUGAGUCUUGGUCCAUAUAUCCAAUUCCAUAUUUGGCUAAAGAUGGUUGACAAUCCUGAGAUGGAGGUUGACACCAUGGGUGAUUUGGCACCUUUUGCUCGACAAGAGUACCUCCAGCCGGAACCCAGCAGCUCAACGAAAAUUGACCCCUUUGGAACCUGGGACGCGUGGGAUUUGGUCAGGAAGACCUGCAAAUAUCAUAGUCGUUUGCUUGUCGCUUUGUCGAUGCCCAAACAACUGCCCGCUUUGUGUGUUCAGUCACGUUGGCAUUCUGAGCCGGUUCAUUUGCUCACCAUCGAUGCUUCCUCAUUCUUGAAAAAUCCGAAAGGGUAUCCUGUGCUUUCCAAAGCCCACCAGGCCUUCAUUGCACGGCUUAUGCGUUUGCGCACCCCUCCAUGGAUCAUUUUAUGCAAUGUUGGGCCGGUCCCAGGCUUGGAUGAACCAGAAGAAUCCGAAGGAGCUCAAUCGCAACUGUCUCCCUCCGAAUACCCUAGUCUCAAAGCGUCCAAAAAGCAUCACGAUCCCACUCCGCAUCUGUCUUACAUUCGAAACCUGCAAGAGCGCCAACCGCCACGCACUCCAAUUGAGAGAUUUGGAACCGGGUAUCAGGACUACCUUCAGGCCCCUUUACAGCCAUUGACUGUUAACUUGGAGAGCAUCACGUACGAAGUUUUUGAGAAAGAUCCCAUCAAGUACGAGUGGUACGAGCGUGCCAUCACCAAGGCUCUCAAAGAUUGGGCGGAUCAGAAGAAGCCCACCUCCCACCCGGAUGGGAAGGUUAUCGUUGCGGUUGUUGGUGCAGGACGCGGCCCUCUUGUAACCCGAGCGCUGAAGGCCAGCGCAGCGGCUGGAGUGGAAAUUGAUCUGUGGGCAGUUGAGAAAAACCAAAAUGCCUUUGUUCUACUACAACGACACAACGAGAACCUUUGGGAUGGUAAAGUGACCCUUGUUCAGUCCGACAUGCGGAGCUGGAAAGGCCCUCGAGUUUCAAGGCUAGCGACGACAACGACGGAGACCCAGCAGGCAGGUGAUGAGUCACAAGGUGCAGGCAACGCUGCAUCUGAGACAUCAGCAAGUCCCAGCGGCUUAUCUGAUGGUGUGUACACGCACGUUGAUAUCGUUGUUUCGGAACUGCUUGGAUCGUUUGCAGAUAAUGAGCUCUCUCCCGAAUGUCUGGACGGUAUCAAUGAUCUGAUCCACCCUGCGCACGGAAUUUCAAUCCCUGCAUCCUAUUCGGCCCACCUGACGCCGAUUUCUGCUCCAAAGCUACACAGCGAUAUUGUGAACCAGACGGUCUCCAAUCCCGCCGCGCCUGAGACACCGUAUGUCGUGAUGCUCCACGCCAUCGACUUCCUGUCUACUGCAGAGUCGACUACGAACACCGAACCCUUGAACCAGCACUCCUCAAGUCGUGCCUCUGGAACAUCUUCACCAACUCCCGCUACGGAGUUUCCCACUCCAUUUGUUCAAACCGCUUGGACUUUCUCGCACCCCAAUCGAAACAUUCCCCCACCGUCGCAAACAUCAUCCACCGUCUCGAAUGCGCACAAUGUGCGUCAAACUCGUCUCUCUUUCCCCACACAGAACCGCGGAGUCUGCCACGGUAUCGCCGGGUAUUUUGAGACUGUCCUGUACGGGGAUGUCGAGCUCUCGACCAAUCCUGUGACUAUGGACGCCAAAAGUGCUACUAUGAUCAGCUGGUUCCCAAUUUAUUUCCCUCUGAAGACUCCUCUCAAUGUCCCUGACAAUGGGGAGGUUGUUGUAACAAUGUACCGCCAAACAGAUGAUCGGAAAGUUUGGUACGAGUGGAUGGUUGAGGUCUACGCUCUUGAGCGGACAACUCCAACGGCAGCCUGGCUCGCUUCCCCGGUCAGUCCGGCUGGUCGCUCCGGGUCGCCAGGUACCGACACCCUGAAGGGCAAAGACCCAGUGGCGAGACCGCAAGGUAACGGGUCGAGUCAACCGGGCUUCCGCCGAGUACGUGUGGGUAUGAAAACAUGUCCUGCCGACACUGGGCUCUCCCAGUGGACGAUCACCACGGACUUCACAUCAGGAUCCUCGGCGUUCGACAAAUGGAACACCACGGGUGGAGCGGUCGAAAGCACUUCUCUGGGUGCCAAAUUCACGAUUUCGGAACAAGGUGAUGCUCCGACGAUUGAAAGUGACUUCUACAUUUUCUUUGGUCGAGUAGAGGUCAAGAUGAAGGCCGCCAACGGGACCGGCAUUAUCAGCACAGCCGUGAUGGAGUCGGACGACCUUGACGAGAUUGACUGGGAGCAAAUCAGUACAUACGACGCAUCGAUCCAAACGGACUACUUCGGCAAAGGUAACACGACACUUUACAAUCGCGCUACUACCGUUAACGUCACAAGUCCCGAGGAGCAAUUUCACAUCUACACCGUGGACUGGACCUCCAGCCGUAUCGAAUGGCUUUUGGAUGGCGAGGUCGUGCGCACAUUGGAGUAUGCCGAUGCCUUAAACGGGAACAAUUACCCCCAGACACCCAUGCGUGUCAAGAUCGGGAUUUGGGCCGGUGGUGAUCCCAGCAACGCCGAAGGAACCAUUACCUGGGCGGGUGGGGAGACUGAUUACACUACCGGCCCGUUCACCAUGUACGUUGAGUCCGUCAAAGUGAUCAACUACAAUCCAGCCUCGACCUACACCUAUUCCGACAAGACUGGCGCCUAUACCAGCAUCCAGACGAGUAACGGUACGACCUCGGCCAACAAAACACUCGGUUCGACUGCUGUCAAGGCGGUUUCUGCUUCCAACUCGUCCUCGUCAGAGUCGACUAGUAUCAGCUCUGCCCGGACUGUUGCUUCUUCUUCGUCCUCUUUACUUUCUACGGUGCCAAGCACUCGUGUCACUUCCUCGACUUCUACCUCUGUUGCUGCUCCCGUGUCUUCUUCAAGCUCAUCCGUUCCUAGUGUUUCGGCGGCGUAUUUGGUCUCACCACACUCUUAUGGGGUGGCAGUAUUGUUAACUGCGGUUACGGCCUUAUUGCGAUUCUGA
Messenger RNA from Penicillium oxalicum, 3537 nucleotides. Its product is annotated as protein arginine N-methyltransferase. The coding region runs from base 1 to 3537 and encodes 1178 amino acids. Gene Ontology annotation, cellular component: nucleus; cytosol. The transcript is spliced from 6 exons. The record is from RefSeq and is a predicted model, not a curated record. Gene Ontology annotation, molecular function: hydrolase activity, hydrolyzing O-glycosyl compounds. NCBI's taxonomy places the organism in Eukaryota, Fungi, Ascomycota, Eurotiomycetes, Eurotiales, Aspergillaceae. Gene Ontology annotation, biological process: carbohydrate metabolic process; regulation of DNA-templated transcription.